AUAAAGUGUGUGGCGUUUGCGGAGGUUUUUCAAUGGGCAAAAACUUCGGCGCCCUAUCGUGUGAGCCCUGUAAAGCCUUCUUCAGGAGAAACGCAUUGAAAAACAAAUUUAAAUGUCGUUUAGGCAACAAUUGUAGUAUAGAUACCAUAACCCGAAGGUUUUGCUCAAAAUGUCGUUUUGAUAAAUGCCUGGCCAUCGGAAUGAGACGGGAAUUCAUAGCGAGUGAUGAGAAAAAAGAGCUGAAAAAAAUGCCUGUCAUACCCAUCGCCCGACCCAUCGAUGGCCACAAAAGUGAUUUCAACGAAACCGAAAUGUACAUAAUCAGUGAACUGAUCCAAUCGACUCAAUUCGGAUCAAUAAUGGGAACAAAUUCGGUGUUUAAGAUCAAUGAUAAUCACGGCUUUAACUUCAUAUUAACCGAAAGGUUUGACAAUUAUGUGAGAAAUGAGACCAAAGCUGUGAAAGGGUUGACCGCAUUUAACACCAUCUGUGAAGACGACCGCAUCUUACUAUUGAAGUACAGCUGCAUUGAAGUGACAUUCUUGCGGUCCAUUCUCUACCUCAACGAUACCGCCGAUUAUCUCCAACUUCAAGGGAUGUAUCCAAUCUUGACUCCAACAACACAUUUACAUGCAUUUACUUCAACGCUAUUUAUUACUCAAAUAUCGGUCAGAAUCGGAGGCAAAGACCCGAUUCUCACAAUUAAUGAACAUUUUGACGGAUCUAAACGUCUUAAGAGAGAUCCAGAGAACGCAUACUUUGAAUCAUUCACUGAAUAUCUCACCACUUCUACAAGAAGCUAUAAAUUACCCGAUGGCCUCUCGUCCGGUGUUGUCAUUAAGACCACAUCGGGUGCAGUGAAGGGUCAGACCAUACGGGCGUUUGACACAAAUAUUGACCAAUUUUUGGGUAUACCUUAUGCCGAACCACCCGUCGGGAAACUCCGGUUCGCCAGUCCUGAAUCCAUCAAAACACCCAAACCGGGAGAGAUAGACGGGACACAAACGGGAAAGGCUUGCCUUCAAAAGAAAAACGACUUUUUGAAAGACUAUUUCGGAAACCUAUCGAUGAGUGAGGAUUGUCUCACAUUAAACGUGUGGACAGCGCAGGGACUGGGGGUCGGGUCGGCACUGAAACCGGUAAUGUUUUGGAUACACGGCGGUUGGUUUCAGUACGGCUCCAGCUUUCAACACACGCCCGACUAUUUCUGGUUUAACGGCACGUAUUUGGCGGCCAAUGACGUGGUGUUUGUGGCCAUAAACUAUAGGCUCGGUUUGUUUGGCUUCACGUAUGGGGCGGACGAGACGGCGCCCGGAAAUGUCGGUUUUCUCGACCAAGUGUUGGCUCUUAAAUGGGUUAGAGAAAAUAUCCAUCAGUUUGGCGGAGAUAAGGAUCAGAUCACCAUUUUUGGUCACAGCGCCGGCAGUUGGUCCGUAUCGGCGCACAUACUCUCCCCGCUAUCCAAAGGUCUAUUCAAGAGGGCUAUUAUGCAGAGCGGGGCCGACAUUAUGAACAAAAAUCGUGGUUUAAUUACUCGACCCGAAGCCCUAUCUCUGGCCAAAUCUGUGGCCAAAAACCUGAAUUGCAGUUCAGAUGAAGACAAAUGGUUAGAGUGUUUGAAAGCCGUGGACGCGGAGCGGCUUAAAAGUGAGACACCGACCACUGUAUACCCCUUACAGGACAACACAGACUUUUUGCCCGAAUUACCCAUCACUGCGUUCAAUGCACACCAUUUUAAUCCUGAUGUAAUAGCCGGUGUGGCCAACCGUGACGGCUCAAGCUUGGCCAAAUAUGCUGUACCCCAGUUAUUAGAUGGUAAUGUGACCAAGGCAAUGUUCACAACACUUGUACAGCUGGCGGCCAUUGAAUUGCACGAUGUGAACGCCACCAAAAUGACCGAGUUCUAUUUGCGCAACGUUGACACCGGCAACUCCGACGAGCUUAAGACCGCUUUCUACGAGCUCUACACCGAUGUGUCGAUGAGGUGUCCGACAUAUCUAUUCGCCCGACAGUACGCCCAACACUCGCCCGACUCGAGAGUAUACUUCUUCGACAUCUCGUACCAGAGUUUGAACGCUUACCGCUGGGGUUGUGUCGGCCCGCAGAUGGGUGUCUGUCACGGGGCCGAAGAGGAGUUCAUGUUUGGCGUACCGCUGAUGUAUCCCAAGACAUUCACACCACUGGACGCACAGUUCGCCCGCACUGUCACUAAGAUGUGGAUUGAUUUCGCUAAGACAGGGUUCGUUGCGUUCGGUAAUCCGGAUAAGAAAUGGCCGACAAUUAUCAGCACCGGUAGCCCAGUGUCUAUGUUUAAAGAUCUCAGUCCAUACGUACCGCAACGUGUGCUAAGGGAUGCAUAUUAUGAUAAUUGCGAUAAGUUUUGGGGGAAUUAUUUUCAAUAA
Molecule: messenger RNA, 2402 nt
Organism: Medioppia subpectinata
Lineage: Eukaryota; Metazoa; Arthropoda; Arachnida; Sarcoptiformes; Oppiidae
Source: the annotation of a GenBank genome assembly